Messenger RNA from Pocillopora meandrina, 19456 nucleotides. Lineage: Eukaryota; Metazoa; Cnidaria; Anthozoa; Scleractinia; Pocilloporidae. The record is from the annotation of a GenBank genome assembly.
AUGGGAAUCAAUACCUGGCCGGAUGAUGCCUCUAAACCUUUUCUGGUAGUCCUUAUAGUGACGAGCGGUCUCUUAAAUCUCCCUCAAGCCGCGGGCAUGAACUGCAACACUAAACUGACUAGUAAGUAGCGGAGGUAUUUUGAGUUUUUCUCGAACUGGCAAUCUAUCUUUUUAAGUUCAGAAUGGCCCCUAACAAAUUCUCUAUGUAACAUAUGUUUAAUGGACUAUCUUUCUCCCUCCUCCAGUAAUACCUGAUGUAGAGAUUUCCAUAAAUCCACCAAGGCAAGAAUUAUCCGUAGGUACAGCGGUAAACCUGACCUGUACGGCGCAGCCCAGAAGUAUUGAUGCAGGAUAUUACGAUCGAUGGACCGAGUAUAUUCAGUGGUACGAUCCACAGGACAAGCCAGCUGGAUACAGAUGUGUACAGGGUAGACACAUGGUGUUAAAACAUAGAUGCACAUUAAUGAUCGAAAAACUGACGGCAGAUCAACUUGGAAGCUACACGUGUGAAGCAGGAAAUGGUUAUCGUGCCCACUGCAGGAGAGAAUCAGUCGAAAUUCGUCCUGAAGGUAAACAACAAAGCAGGAAAAAGAUACAUGGAAAAUAUUUGAAUAAGACGGGUCGAGUAAAAAAAAGAUAGAAAAGAAACAACUCUAUCAGCAGUCCAUCGUGUCAUGUCAACAUGAGAUUUUUAUUAUUAGCUGUCAGUUUCUUAGUUGUUAUUAAAAAUUACCUUCUCCUCUACCCUUGGGUUGGUCUCUCUAAGCCACAAAAUUUUAAUUCUUCUAUUGACGGAAUAUUGUAAAAAAUAUAUGGCUACAUAAAAUUUGAUGGAAAAUAACUCAAGAGGACAUUUUCGCUCUUGAUCUCAGUGUCUAAUGACUAAAUGUCUGACCUUUUCUUACGUAUUAUGCAAGCUGUUGACGAUACAACAGAACGAGUGAUAGAGGGUCUAGAUGCCUACCUUCACUUCAACCAACCCUUAAAAACCUUCAAUGCCACUUUUCUUUAAGUAUUUUUGUUCUCACAAAAAUAAACUUUAACGACUGUCUCACUUUUGUUCUGCAGGAGCCCAAAACAUUCAAAUUAUUGAAUAUCCAAAGAACCAAAGUGCUUUUAUCAAUUCCAGCGUAACUUUCAAUUGCACUGCCACCGGUCAUCCCAGGCCAACCAUCUCUUGGGUGAAGAACGAUGAUCCAUAUGCUUUACAAACCAACCCAAGGGUAGAGGAGAAGGUUAUUUUGUUAGACAACAAAACCGUUCGCAGUCAGCUCUUGUUAAAAGGAACUAAGAUGGAAGACAUUGGCAAAUACAACUGCGUGGCUAAUAACAGCGCUGGAGAAAGGGUAUCAAGAGUGUCUUCCUUAUUCACAGAGGAUUUAGGUAAGAGGCAUUCAUUUUUUGCGCCCGAAAAUGACAAUUUAUUCUUAAAAACUGUGCAGAUGAUUUAUCCGAAAAGCUUUGUAACUAUGUCUCGUCAAAAGGAAGGUUAUGAAACAAAAUUAGCUUCAACCUGAAGUGACGAACAGAAUAUUAGCAUGGUGAGAGGGAAAAAAAAUCACCGUACAAAAUGAAAAGAAAAGAGGAAAAUUGAAGAGGAAGGCAAAAAAGGACGUGGAAGGGAAAUUUAAUGACAGCAACAACAAAUGAUCCUUCCUGUUUUAAAAUAUGAGAAAUAACUGUUGAUUUGUCACUUGCCAAGUACCUUUGGAAAUAGGUAGGACUCGUUUCCAGCUUUUUAAUUGCCUUAAGCCACUCCUUAGGCGUGUCUUCCUUCCUUCUAGUCUAUUUGCAAGAGAGUUUGCGAAGCUGCAGCUAUCAUAGCAACAAUAAUUGCCUCACUGUCAUUCCUCAGACCUCCAACCUAUUCAAAAUGUGGAAGAUCCCACGAACCAAAUCGCUGUUGUCAGUUUUACUGUAACUUUUAUCUGCACCGCCAAGAUUCAUCCCAAGCCAAGCAUCUCACGUGAAGGGGGCAAUGAUCGGCAUUCAACGCAAUCCACCCCAGGGACCAACUUCCACCCAUCAGGCACUCAAACUGUAACUCAAGUUGUUGAAGAUCGGUGGAAUCUAAGUGUUGUCAUCGGUUCUGACGUUACUUUGAAUUGUAUUACCACUGGUCAUCCUCAGUCAACCGUCAGGUGGAUCAAGAACAACAAUUUAUAUGAUGUCCAAUCUACUUCAAAGACAAUGAUCACUCGAGAUCGACGUGACCAAACCACUCAUUACCAACUGUUUAUAGAAAAAGUGAAGAAGGAGGAUGGGGGCAAAUAUCAGUGUGCUGCAAGUAACAUAGCAGGGGGAAAGGCAUCAAUCGAGGUCAACUUACAUGUCAAUGAUUUAGGUAAUAAAAUCAUGGAUUUAGCUUUUGUGCGAGUUAGCUUUUGUGCCUUCUGUAUUUAAACUAAUCUUUCGACACAGACAUCAACAUUCUACAAAGUUUGAUCAAAUAGAUGCAUUAAGAGUAAGUACAAAAGAAAAAUAGGCUCAAUUCUGACAGCAACGUCGAUAGUCUCAAGCACUUCUAGAGUAUGUCUUAAUUAUGUUCAUUGUGUCUGACCACCAUGGUUACUUCCCUACAUAAACUAAUAUCUAAUAACUCUCUGUUCCCGUGAAAACUUAUCAAAUUGCUAGAAGGACGUCCCCUGUGCCUGAGAUGGGCAGAAUUUCCUAAUUAGUAGUUGGUGAUUUAAAGAGAGCUGAAAAGAAGCAAAGUAAUUGAAUUUUUGUAGAAUUGAUAGCUCUGUUAUAAGCAGAUUAUUUUCCUUUUCCAGAUCUGAAAUCUGAAUCACGAACACUGGUAAGAAGGACUGGAUUGUCAAUUUUUCAGCUGACUGCGAUCGCUUUCGUGGUAUCUGCAUCUGUUUUUGCAGUUGGUGCAUUUUUGUGGGAUCGACGUCUUUUAAAGGUAUUUUCAAAAUCUCUGAUUCCCCAUUUAUAUGAAAAGGGCUCGUCACGCAAUUUGAUGCUCCAGCCCCUGAAAGUCUAUUGGCUUCAAACAGAAAUAACUGUAAUUACACAUAAUUAGAUGACGCUUUUUGCUUCCAUUAGUAAGCAUGUGCCUUCAACCAUCUAAAUCACUGCUAGUCUCUUUGACUUUUUAUUUAACUACUUCCUAUUUGCCUCUCAUAGAUCAGCAAGUCGAUAUCCAUGAGCCUCCUCCGAAAGUCAGAGAGACAAUCAUUGGUCUAAUUGUACUGGCAAGCGAGGGGUGCGGCUACCGCCUCUCUGUUAGGAGAAAGAAAAGGAAAUCCAGUCUAGCACGAAUAAAACAGCUCUGCAUAUAGUUAUAGGAAGACGACCAGAAGCGUUUUAAGCGUUAGUUUUUACAACCCACUAAAUCAAAUGAGUCACACAAAUGACAGAAUAAAUUUUGCAAACGACCAAAUCAGUGCGUUACGCCUUUGAACUCUAAGAGUGACUUGCAUCUUAAUUCUCCUCACAACAUCAUCUGUCUGAAUCACAGAUGACCCUAACCCUAAGCAUUUUAUUGGGAGAUAAAUGGAGAACAAAAUGGGGAAUUUGCUGACAGAUGUUAAUGAGAAAAGGUUUAAACUGGUUGGGUAUCAUGUUUACAAGCGACCGAAAAAGUCUGUACAACUUACAGUGUAUCAUGAUUAUAGGGGGUAAGUUUCUAAAGAAACUGUGGUGCUGCGUCGCUGGGAGAAUAAAACAAGGUAAUUUUGUAUUACCAGCUGAGUUGGUAACGUAAAUUGGCCACUGCAAAGAGUUUUAAAGCUGACGCUUCGAGCGUAAGCCUUCUGUUAGCCCUCCGUUAGCCCUUCGUUAGCCCUCUGUUAGCCCUCUGUUAGCCCUCUGUUAGCCCUCCGUUAGCCCUUCGUUUGCCCUUCGUCAUUUGCUCUGGCGAAGUACUUACCCUCGAAACGUCAUCUUUGAAACUCUCAAGUCAACGGUUGCCAACUUACGUUCUCAACUCAGUUGGUAAUACUAAAUUGCCUUAUCAAGAUUACAACCGACCAAAUAAGUUCGCACAACGGACAGAAAAAACAUACUAAUUAUUUCUUACAACAGAAAGAGUAACCAAGCUAAUUAUUUCAACUGACAAAGUACUAUGAUAACAACCGACCCAGUAAGUGAAUAGCAACUUCUUACUAACCGAGGGCCGUACUAAGGAAUGUUGGUUAUAGGUAAGUAAGUAGUUUGUUAGCUUUCUUGACCAAAAAUACACGGCUUAUGACCGUUCCCGUGCCAUGUGAUAAAACAAGCUACUGGAGUGGUGUCUUACAUUUUAUCAAAUAUAAAGUACAAACUAACUAAUUUUUGCAGCUGACUAAAAAAGUGAGUACGGUUGACAGAGUAAAAUUUCUAAGUGACUGUUUAAGUCCCCAUAACCAAUCAGGUGAUAUUUCAAUAACGCCAAGUUGCGGAGUGAUGUUUAUUUUAGUGAUGUUCACAGUUGACCGAACAAGUAAACAAGUGACUGAGAUAUAUCUUAUAGAGACCCCCAAAGGGUUAUUAAAAAAUGUAGGAUCUCUUUCUAUGUCAAGCAUCGAUUUUACUAAGACUGCGAAAGGAAGAAAAUAAAGUGGAGAACGUUUAGUCUUUAGUAACAACCAUGAUAAGAGCGAUAUCAUUCUGCAUUCUGCAUUCUAGACGCAGUUGCUUCAUAUUUAUGAAUUGUAGGUCUAGCUUAUGUGGGAAAAAACGACCACGGAAAAAAAUUCUCUAGUUGUAGGAAGUGUUAUCAUGGAACGAAAAAUGGAGUAAUUAUUACUACCCUUAUUAUUCUUGUGUGUGUGUGUGUUUUUUUUUUUUGGUUUUUUUUUUUUUUUUUGUCAGAAAGAAGUAACAUUUUUAACUCGUGAAUUGCGCAAGAGCGAGUUGUAGAUAUGAUGUAGAGAAUGGCACUCACUCGCUCGCUCGCUCGCUCGCUCGCUCGAUUGGUCGAUUCCUGUAAACUUUUUUUCGGUUUUAGGCUUUUGAGUGCAUUUGAUAGUUUUUGGCGAGCAAUAAACAAACGAAAUGGCGACCUUUGUUGCUAAGAAUAGUGGUGGGGUGAAAAAGAAGCCAAUGAUAAUCUUAAAAAAGUUUUUUUUUUUCGUUUUAGUUUCAACAAGCGGCGCCAGCAACUGGCAGGCAUGCAAGGAUUCACACUGAAAUAACAGAACAACCUUCGUUUUUCAUAAAAUUGUAAUUUACAAUUCUUGAACUUGAAAACAAUCCGAAGAUUCAUUGAAAAUAUCACUUACUGCGAAGUGCUCGGAGUUUGCAGAUGUACAAAAGCUUUUUCUGUUAUGGCAUGAGAUUGAGGACAAAAUCGAUCAUUACGUUUCGUAUCGUGUGUUUUUCCUGUGUGAAGCAACAGAAGAUGCCGGCGACUGACGAAAUUACAAGUUAACACGAAAAUCAAAUAACACCUAUACAAACAAUUUUAGGUACCGAUUUUCAGUGAAUUUUUAAUGAACAAUUAUCUUUUAAGUUUCAAGACAAUUUGAAGAUUCAAAAUAAAUAUUACGUACUAAAAUGCGAAAGUUAUACACCACAAAAUUGGCAAAUAGGCCUGAAAUUAAAUUCUAUCUUUUUCUUGAUUACACGUUGCCUAGCAAGUGACUAAAAUCUACCCGGGCGGAGAUCCAAAAUGACGGUGGCAGUCUUGGCUUAGUUAUAUCACUCAAAAGUAGUUCCCGUUUGUCUCAUUCGAUAAAGAGGGAAUCGUUAAUGUUUUCAUUAAGACAGUAUUGCCUUGAUUUUGUAAUAUUUACAAUGAUAGACAGUAAAUUUCACUUUUCACCCACAUUCACUUCCAACCUUUUCUUUUGAACCAGAAACGAAAACGAUAUACGUUUAAAACACAUGACAUCAUCCACCCUUGUCAAAUGUAAUAGCAUGAUCAUUUCAAUUGUAAUGCCUUCUUAUCCCAACGUUACUUUGUUUCUUUGCUACGUUAGCGAACACGGAACUACUGCUCGUACUGUAGAUAUGAUAAUCAACCACAAAAUUCCCUAAACCAGAUAACAUUAAACAUAAUCCAAAAAAAUCAUGUGUCAAUUCACGACUUUGCUCACGGAGCACUUUGAUUUAGCUCUAGUUAUCCAGACUUCCGUCUGCUCUUCCAAUUGCCCUUGGACAAUCACAUAAGGUGAUGUUUGGACCCUAAACCCUUCAGUCGAGGUAUCAGAAUAACAAUGUAGCUGAUUAAGUAUCUUUCUAGCAAUUAGAAAAGUAUUUAGCUUUUAAAAAGAAUUAACACCCGCGUUAAGCAUAACUCUGGAAAGUUCAACAUCACAAAACUCCUGGCGGCGGCUUAUUCAUAUUUGUUAAUCUUAAGUGAUUACAAGAAAUUAUAAACUGAGAUAAUUUUAUUCUCAUGACCCAGUUUAUAAUCUCUCGGUGACGAUUAAUGUCAAAUUAUCUAGCAGAGGAAAUGAUGUAUCAGCACAACAGUCAACAAGAGAACUUUCUUGUGACUUUUAAUACGAAAUAUUCCACAACAAGUGUGACUGUCCUUGGUAUUCAAGAUUUCCCAACAUCAACGCAAUGACGAUAAUCAAAUGAGAGAAAACUAUUUGUAGCUAAUUUUUGCAGCUGACUAAAAAAAGUACGUACAGCUGACUGAGUAAAAUUUCUAAGUGACUGUAUAAGUCCCCCUAACCAACCAGGUGAUAUUUCAAUAACGCCAAGUUGCGGAGUGAUGUUUAUUUAUGACACAAAUUGACUUAGUGAUGUUCACAGUUAACCGAACAAGUGUAAACAAGUGACUGAGAUAUACCUACUUAAGACCACCAAAGGGUUAUUGAAAAAAAAAGUAUUUAAAGUAUUUAGCUGAUUAAGUAUCUUUAAAGAAUGUAGCUGAUUAAGUAUCUUUCUAGCAAUUAGAAAAGUAUUUAGCUUUUAAAAAGAAUCAACACCCGCGUUAAGCAUAACUCUGGAAAGGUCGACAUCACAAAACUCCUGGCGGCGGCUUACUCAUCUUUGUUAAUCUUAAGCGAUUACAAGAAAUUAUAAACUGAGAUAACUUUAUCCCCAUGACCCAGUUUAUAAUCCCUCGGUAACAAUUAAAGUCAAAUUAUCUAGCAGAGGAAAUGACGUGGGAGAACUCAAUAACAAUAACUACUAGUAAUUAUUAAAUACCAGUAAUGUUUAUCUUUUUCAAUGUAGCACACCAUAGGUAUUCGAUUAUCAGCACAACAGUCAACAAGAGAACUUUCUUGUGACUUUUAAUACGAAAUAUUCUUCCGACAAUGUGCAACUUCUUGGUUUUGGUCACUGCUUCAAUUAGUUUCAAACGCUAAUUGAUUGUAGGGAUCAAGUUGAGAUCAAUUUUGCUUGUAAGAUGUUUCAUUCUUCCUGCCGGUAAUGCGUAAAAGCCACUGAUUUUGAUUGACAAAUUCUACCCCACCGCAAGAACUCUGGCUUAAGCGCAUCGCUCACGGUAAGGUGUAUGGUCGAUCCAGACAAUUCUGGAGACUCUUUCACUAAGUUUUGAUGUUUGGCACCCCCAAAAAUAGCUUUUGAUGCAAUGGCCUAAAUAUGUUAUCAAUUCCAAACCAGACUAUAAAUGAGGGUGUAUCUUCAGUCUGUCACUGUUACAUAUUAUAACCUUUAGUUGCUUAAAGCAAGAGAGAGCUUCACAUUAUAUAGGAUGAAUUCCCUUUUCAGAGUUUCUUAUUGGCUGUUCGGGGCAAUACUGUUGGUGAUUCUAAUCUCAGCUUCAGCGCGUAAAUGUAAGUAAGAUUUCCUUCUUACACCAUUGUGAUGACAAGCUAAAUUAUCACUCGUUCAAUUUUCUCUGUAUCAAUUUCAUCAAUUACAGGCUGCGUAGGCAAAUCAUACAUGUGCGAGGUUGCGCACUAACACUAAGGCUAAAUCAAAAUUUGCUCAAAGACAGUCGUCACAGAGAGGCAUAGGAUGUGGUCGACGAAAGUCAGAUUCCUUUCUCAUCUACGAUCCUCGGCGUUUUUAUUUCCAUUCUGCUCAUUUACGUGCAACUUUGUUGACGAAACUUUCGUAUUUUUCUUCAACAGUUAAAAAUUGUGCUGAGCUGCACAGAUCUGGUCAGAGAAUCAGUGGUAUUUAUACAAUCAAAACUGACAACUCAGAAGCCUUUGAUGUAUAUUGUGAUCAGACAACAGACGGUGGAGGCUGGACGGUGUUCCAGAGAAGACUAAAUGGUUCCGUCGAUUUCAACCGCAGUUGGUCUCACUACAAACAUGGUUUUGGAAGUUUCCUCGCUGGUGAAUUUUGGCUUGGACUGGAUAAGGUCCACCGGCUGACUCAAGAGAAGAAAAACAACAUGCUUAGAGUGGAUCUCGGGGAUGAUUCUAAAAACAUCGUUUACGCUGAAUAUAAAUGGUUUGGAAUUGCGAACGAAGCGGAUAAGUACCAGCUGAACAUUGGCAAUUUGGCAAGUAAGUCAAUAAAUACAGUAAAUGGUUUGAACCCGGGGGUAACAUGUACUAGUGUAAUUUGAUCGUCCGGGUCACUGUAGUCCUGAGAAGGACUGUUGUCGGUUGUGGUGACUGACGUUUCGACAACCUGAGCGGAAGUCAUCAUCAGAGUCAAGUGAAAGGUUGUUGUCAGUCGAACAUGUCGAAUAUACUUACACAAACACACAAACACACAAACAGGACUAAGUACAUUCGACUGACAACAACCUUUCACUUGAAUCUGAUGAUGACUUCCGCUCAGGUUGUCGAAACGUCAGUCACCACUACCGACAACAGUCCUUCUCAGGACUACACUCAGCCGGACGAUCAAACCACACUAUUAUAAGUCAAUAAAAGCAAUAUUUAAUGACAGGUAGCUUCGUUGCGUCACAAUUAAUAAAACAGUGAAGCAAAAGCAUACAAUUUUCUGGAGGAAAAGAAAAAUGAAAUGAUUGUAGCACCUUUCAGUUUUCCCGGUCUUGAAAUCAAAGCCAGAGGAUAGAGAAGAUGAAUUUGGUCCAUCGAGUAUCAACAAAACGACUACGAGAGCUCAGUUAUAGCCAUCGCUAUUAUCGAACUUAUCUUCAUAUGAACUUUUUAACAAUACAUCACCUCGAUUAUUUUUUCUUGUAAACGUUUUCAUCUAGACUAAGUACUUUGUGAGCAUAUUACCGCAUGGAUAUGUGCUGUUACAUUAAUGAAUAGAUUUCGUGUAGUAUGUCCUUUAACGAGUCCCUGACUCAGCAAAGGGUCUGAAAAUCUGAUCUCUGAUGCAAGUAUUAAAGCUCAAUGUAGCAGUGCUCAGAUUCACGUUUUUCUUUUCCUUCCCUACUCGUCUUCUCGAGAUUAAAGAAAUCUUUUUUUCCCAUUCUAUUUUCAUCGUGACAAAAAUUGAGCUGAAGUUUCAAAGAAGUUAUGAGUGGAUAUUAAUUUUUUAACAGAAGCGACUGUCCAUGAUUCUCUCAGUGCUCAUAAUGGCUCAAAUUUUAGCACUUGGAAUCAAAAGCAUUACAACUGUCCCGGAAAAGUAACAGAAAGCUGGUGGUUCCCGGAAGGCUGUAAAAUUUGUUCAAAUCUAAACGGAAUUUAUGGAUGGAAAGAAGACGCAAUUUAUGGAGGCAAAGAAGGCGCAAAGAUUCAUUGGGGAAAAUUUGAUCUUACAGAUCCUACUCGCGCUCCCAUAACAUCAGAGAUGAAAAUCAGACCUGCAAACUUCAAACGGCGAUAAGAGAGGCGGACGAAACGAGGAACAAAGGUGGCAUGCAACUUUAGAAUAUAAGUCGACUUACAUACUCGUAAAUGAUGUUCCUGGCGUAAAUGAUGUUCACAGCGCCAGAAGAAGAAGGUGAUUCGGAGUAAGGGUGGGGGUGGGGAAGCGCUGAAAACAAGAGUAAUGAGCUAUGAGAGCGAUCCAACAAUUUCCUCUUUAUUUGACUAUUGUUAAUGAAAUCUCAAGGAUCUUAAGUAAAUUGUGUGAACCCAAGAGUAACAUUUGAUCUUGUAAUCUGGUCGUCAGGGUUGGAGUAGUCCUGAGAAGGACUGUCACCAUCAUUAGAGUCUCGUGUGUAUUCGUAAACUGAUAUUCAGUUUACAAAUCGUGUAAGGUAGGGUUUACGUUUUCCGACUGUUCCAUCUCCAAGAUAGGGUAAAAAUAACAUUUGUCUCCAUCACAAAAUCACUAUAUCUUUAAAAUCAAAGAAGAUCCAAGAAGCAUUUGGGAAAUAGUUUAAUUUGACACCAAAUUCUUACACCCUAAAUGAUAAGAAAUGUAUGGUAGAUGGUGCAGAGAAUUAAUAUCUAAAUCUUGUGGGUUAGAGGGUUGGCCGAGGCGAAAGAUGCUACAAGCGAACUCCGAAAGUAGGAUGCUCCUCCCUUUAGAUUUGUCCAAUUUUAACUAGUCACGGGGGUAGUAUUGUUAUUAUUACAUCAUGUCUGUUAAAAAAUAACCCACUAUGAAAGGGUCUGAAACGUUAAAAAAGAAAUUGUCGCCGUUAGGCGUAAAAAUUGAAAAAUUUUGAUUGCUAGUCGUAAAAAAGUUAAUCCUAAAAUUUUUUUUCUUGAUGGAUAUGGAAAGAAUUUAACCGUUAGCUGCAAAAUGGCCAAAAUUUUAACUGUUAGUUAGCUGUAAAAGCCAUCACCCCAUUAAGACCCUUAUGAGCUAUUUUUGAUCACCAGUUCAAGUCAAAGUAUUGAAAUCAACCAUUGUUGGAAGAAAGGUUAGUUUUUAAAACUUCUGCUUAACUUCGUAAGGAAACUGAUAUCCAAGUUCUACCUUGUACACAGUAUUUUCUAAGCCUUUUUUUUCUGACGAGGUGUAAAUAGGCGUCAGGAAGCAAGCCACCAUUGUAAUUAGUGAUCAUAUAAAGGACCUCAUUUGUUGUUUUGGUAAAAUCUUUUAGGCUGGACAAAAUAACUGCCACGCACAACAGACGAUAAAUUUAUUGCAGUAAACAUUCUGGAACUCCCCAUUCCCAAUUGAAUCUAGAUUCACCCUUACGUCAAGAAGUAUCAUGGCUAUCUCACUUGAGUGGAGCUAAUUGCUGCAAAUGCUUCAGUGACGUAGGAACUAUUACACAAUACAGCGCCACCGAGGUCCACCUUGUCAGCAUGCUGAGUUAUAAUGACAGCAUGUAGAGUAGCACCAAUACUUUUUGAAGUAAAUAGUAACUAAAAAGAAAUAGGGGAUUAAAAAAGUUGAUAUGUCAACAAUUUUGUCGCCGAUUAUAGAUUGGUGUGAAUGAAUUAUGGGUACACACCGUACAUAACUUGUUUUUUCAAAUAGUCAAUUUCUAGCUAGGUGUUACUGCACAGUAAAGGACACAAGCAAAAUCUAUGAUAUAAAAGUUGUGUUAUGUGACAUAGUUUGAUGCUACUCUGGCUUGCAGAUUUAAUGAAUGUAACCGAAGAAGUUACAAUUCAUAGGCCCAACAUUUCGACACUCCUGUCUAGUGCCUUCAUCAGGGGUGAUCUAAACACUGCAACAAGAGGUCCUUUUAUAUGAUCACUAAUUAGAAGCCUUUUUUUUUCUGACGAGGUGUAAAUAGGCGUCAGGAAGCAAGCCACCAUUGUAAUUAGUGAUCAUAUAAAGGACCUCUUGUUGCAGCAUUUAGAUCACCCCUGAUGAAGGCACUAGACAGGAGUGUCGAAACGUUGGGUCUAUGAAUUGUAACUUCUUCAGUUACAUUCAUUAAAUCUGCAAACCAGAGUAGCAUCAAACUAUGUCUGAUUGUCCACCUGGUUGCCGUGUGAACUUUAAUAUAUUUUGUGUUAUGUGUUUUGAAUUUUACCUUUAAUUUUCUUAUGUGAGCUAAAUCACAAGUUUUCCGCUUUGACGUAUAUGUAUACCUGUAUCCCACAGAUCAAACUUCUUUCAAGUUGCCACAUCAGACAGAUAAUUUUCUCUCUGCUUCAGUGAGUAUUUCUAGUUGCCUCUUAUUACCAUAAACAGGCAAAUGUUACUUAUGAGAGUACAACAGCCACAGAAGAAAAAUUGGGAUACCAGAAUUAAGAUCAACUCUUUUAGGUGGAACCUCAGCAGAGGUCAUGCUGUUGUGGUCCUAGAAGAGAAACUUUUCUCUUUUUUCUUUUUGUGGUGUAUUGUCAGCAAUCCACUCUGGAGCACAAGCAGUAUCAGCACUAUUACUUAUUUUUAGCAGAAAUCAGGAUAAGUUGUGGAAAUCUUGGUAGCCUUUGGCUUCAAAUUUUGGCACAGAUUAGGGAACUAGAUGGCCAUUAAAUCAGAGCACCAGUUGAAAAUAUAAAAAUUUGCCAUGUGUUUUGGGAACCAAACAAAAUUUUUGCAAGUUUUUUUGAAGUUUGAUUGUCAUGAUUAGUACAAUAUCAAAUUGAUGUAAUUUAACCCAUGUUUCUCGUAGAAACAUGGUUUUACACUCACCAGUGAAGGAGAAGUACUUCAGGAAGAGAAUUGUAAUCCAUGAGCCUCCUCCGAAAGUCAGAGAGACAAUCAUUGGUCUAAUUGUACUGGCAAGCGAGGGGUGCGGCUACCGCCUCUCUGUUAGGAGAAAGAAAAGGAAAUCCAGUCUGGCACGAAUAAAACAGCUCUGCAUAUAGUUAUAGGAAGACGACCAGAAGCGUUUGAAGCGUUAGUUUUUACAACCCACUAAAUCAAAUGAGUCACACAAAUGACAAAAUAACUUUUGCAAACGACCAAAUCAGUGCGUUACGCCUUUGACCCAUAAGAGUGACUUGCAUCUUAAUUCUCCUCAUAACAUCAUCUGUCUGAAUCACAGAUGACCCUAACCUUAAGCAUUUUAUUGGGAGAUAAAUGGAGAACAAAAUGGGGAAUUUGCUGACAGAUGUUACUGAGAAAAGGUUUAAACUGGUUGGGUAUCAUGUUUACAAGCGACCGAAAAAGUCUGUACAACUUGCAGUGUAUCAUGAUUAUAGGGGUAAGUUUCUAAAGAAACUGUGGUGCUGCGUCGCUGGGAGAAUAAAACAAGGUAAUUUUGUAUUACCAGCUGAGUUGGUAACGUAAAUUGGCCACUGCAAAGAGUUUUAAAGCUGAAGCUUCGAGCGUAAGCCUUCUGUUAGCCCUCCGUUAGCACUUCGUUUGCCCUUCGUCAUUUGCUCUGGCGAAGUACUUACCCUCGAAACGUCAUCUUUGAAACUCUCAAGUCAACGGUUGCCAACUUACGUUCUCAACUCAGUUGGUAAUACUAAAUUGCCUUAUCAAGAUUACAACCGACCGAAUAAGUUCGCACAACGGACAGAAAAAACAUACUAAUUAUUUCUUACAACAGAAAGAGUAACCAAGCUAAUUAUUUCAACUAACAGAGUACUAUGAUAACAACCGACCCAGUAAGUGAAUAGCAACUUCUUACUAACCGAGGGCCGUACUAAGGAAUGUUGGUUAUAGGUAAGUAAGUAGUUUGUUAGCUUUCGUGACCAAAAAUACACGGCUUAUGACCGUUCACGUGCCAUGUGAUAAAACAAGCUACUGGAGUGGUGUCUUACAUUUUAUCAAAUAUAAAGUACAAACUAACUAAUUUUUGCAGCUGACUAAAAAAGUGAGUACGGUUGACAGAGUAAAAUUUCUAAGUGACUGUUUAAGUCCCCAUAACCAACCAGGUGAUAUUUCAAUAACGCCAAGUUUCGGAGUGAUGUUUAUUUUAGUGAUGUUCACAGUUGACCGAACAAGUAAACAAGUGACUGAGAUAUAUCUUAUAGAGACCCCCAAAGGGUUAUUAAAAAAUGUAGGAUCUCUUUCUAUGUCAAGCAUCGAUUUUACUAAGACUGCGAAAGGAAGAAAAUAAAGUGGAGAACGUUUAGUCUUUAGUAACAACCAUGAUAAGAGCGAUAUCAUUCUGCAUUCUGCAUUCUAGACGCAGUUGCUUCAUAUUUAUGAAUUGUUGGUCUAGCUUAUGUGGGAAAAAACGACCACGGAAAAAAAUUCUCAAGUUGUAGGAAGUGUUAUCCUGGAACGAAAAAUGGAGCAAUUAUUACUACCCUUAUUAUCCCUGUGUGUGUGUGUUUUUUGUUUUUGUUUUUUUGUUUUUUUGGUCAGAAAGAAGUAACAUUUUUAACUCGUGAAUUGCGCAAGAGCGAGUUGUAGAUAUGAUGUAGAGAAUGGCACUCACUCGCUCGCUCGCUCGCUCGCUCGAUUGGUCGAUUCCUGUAAACUUUUUUUCGGUUUUAGGCUUUUGAGUGCAUUUGAUAGUUUUUGGCGAGCAAUAAACAAACGAAAUGGCGACCUUUGUUGCUAAGAAUAGUGGUGGGGUGAAAAAGAAGCCAAUCUUAAUCUUAAAAGAGUUUUUUUUUUUUCGUUUUAGUUUCAACAAGCGGCGCCAGCAACUGGCAGGCAUGCAAGGAUUCACACUGAAAUAACAGAACAACCUUCGUUUUUCAUAAAAUUGUAAUUUACAAUUCUUGAACUUGAAAACAAUCCGAAGAUUCAUUGAAAAUAUCACUUACUGCGAAGUGUUCGGAGUUUACAGAUGUUCAAAAGCUUUUUCUGUUAUGGCAUGAGAUUGAGGACAAAAUCGAUCAUUACGUUUCGUAUCGUGUGUUUUUCCUGUGUGAAGCAACAGAAGAUGCCGGCGACUGACGAAAUUACAAGUUAACACGAAAAUCAAAUAACACCUAAACAAACAAUUUUAGCUACCGAUUUUCAGUGAAUUUUUGAAGAACAAUUUUCUUUUUAAGUUUUAAGACAAUUUGAAGAUUCAAAAUAAAUAUUACGUACUAAAAUGCGAAAGUUAUACACCACAAAAUUGAUAAAUAGGCCUGAAAUUAAAUUCUAUCUUUUUCUUGAGUACACGUUGCCUAGCACGUGACUAAAAUCUACCCAGGCGGAGAUCCAAAAUGACGGUGGCAGUCUUGGCUUAGUUAUAUCACUCAAAAGUAGUUCCCGUUUUUCUCAUUCGAUAAAGAGGGAAUCAUUAAUGUUUUCAUUAAGACAGUAUUGCCUUGAUUUUGUAAUAUUUACAAUGAUAGACAGUAAAUUUCACUUUCCGCCCACAUUUACUUCCAACCUUUUCUUUUGAACCAGAAACGAAAACGAUAUACGUUUAAAACACAUGACAUCAUCCACCCUUGUCAAAUGUAAUAGCAUGAUCAUUUCAAUUGUAAUGCCUUCUUAUCCCAACGUUACUUUGUUUCUUUGCUACGUUAGCGAACACUGAACUACUGCUCGUACUCUAGAUAUGACAAUCAACCACAAAAUUCCCUAAACCAGAUAACAUUAAACAUAAUCCAAAAAAUCAUGUGUCAAUUCACGAGUUUGCUUUGGACCCUAAACUCUUCAGUCGAGGUAUCAGAAUAACAAUGUAGCUGAUUAAGUAUCUUUCUAGCAAUUAGAAAAGUAUUUAGCUAUUAAAAAGAAUUAACACCCGCGUUAAGCAUAACUCUGGAAAGUUCAACAUAACAAAACUCCUGGCGGCGGCUUAUUCAUCUUUGUUAAUCAUAAGUGAUUACAAGAAAUUAUAAAACUGAGAUAACUUUAUUCCCAGGACCCAGUUUAUUAUCCCUCUGUAAUGAUUAAUGUCAAAUUAUCUAGCAGAGGAAAUGAUGUGGGAGAACUCAAUGAUAACAACUAUUAGUAAUUAUUAAAUACCAGUAAUAUGUAUCUUUUUCAAUGUAGCACAGCAUAGGUAUUCCAUUAUCAGCACAACAGUCAACAAGAGAACUUUCUUGUGACUUUUAAUACGAAAUAUUCCACAACAAGUGUGGCUGUCCUUGGUAUUCAAGAUUUCCCAACAUCAACGCAAUGACGAUAAUCAAAUGAGAGAAAACUAUUUGUAGCUAAUUUUUGCAGCUGACUAAAAAAAGUACGCACAGCUGACUGAGUAAAAUUUCUAAUUAAGUGACUGUAUAAGUCCCCAUAAACAACCAGGUGAUAUUUCAAUAACGCCAAGUUGCGGAGUGAUGUUUAUUUAUGACACAAAUUGACUCAGUGAUGUUCACAGUUGACCGAACAAGUGUAAACUGGUGACUGAGAUAUAUCUACUUAAGACCACCAAAGGGUUAUUAAAAAAAAAGGAUUUAAAGGAUUUAGCUAUUAAAAAGAAUUAACACCCGCGUUACACCUUGGAAAGUUCGACAUCACAAAACUCCUGGCGGCGGCUUACUCAUCUUUGUUAAUCUUAAGUGAUUACAAGAAAUUAUAAAGCUGAGAUAAUUUUAUCCCCAUGACCCAGUUUAUAAUCCCUCGGUAGCAAUUAAUGUCAAGUUAUAUAGCAGAGGAAAUGAUGUGGGAGAACUCAAUAACAAUAACUACUAGUAAUUAUUAAAUACCAGUAAUGUUUAUCUUUUUCAAUGUAGCACAGCAUAGGUAUUCAAUUAUCAGCACAACAGUCAACAAGAGAACUUUCUUGUGACUUUUAAUACGAAAUAUUCCACAACAAGUGUGACUGUCCUUGGUAUUCAAGAUUUCCCAACAUCAACGCAAUGACGAUAAUCAAAUGAGAGAAAACUAUUUGUAGCUAAUUUUUGCAGCUGACUAAAAAAAGUAAGUACAGCUGACUGGGUAAAAUUUCUAAUUAAGUGACUGUAUAAGUCCCCAUAAACAACCAGGAGAUAUUUCAAUAACGCCAAGUUGCGGAGUGAUGUUUAUUUAUGACACAAAUUGACUGAGAUAUAUCUACUUAAGACCACCAAAGGGUUAUUAAAAAAAAAGGAUUUAAAGGAUUUAGCUAUUAAAAAGAAUUAACACCCGCGUUAAGCAUAACCUUGGAAAGUUCGACAUCACAAAACUCCUGGCGGCGGCUUACUCAUCUUUGUUAAUCUUAAGCGAUUACAAGAAAUUAUAAACUGAGAUAAUUUUAUCCCUAUGACCCAGUUUAUAAUCCCUCGGUAGCAAUUAAUGUCAAGUUAUCUAGCAGAAGAAAUGACGUGGGAGAACUCAAUGACAAUAACUUCUAGUAAUUAUUAAAUACUAGUAAUGUUUGUCUUUUUCAAUGUAGCACAGCGUAGGUAUUCGAUUAUCAGCACAACAGUCAACAAGAGAACUUUCUUGUGACUUUUAAUUAGAAAUAUACUUCCGACAAUGUGCAACUUCUUGGUUACGGUCACUGCUUCAAUUAGUUUCAAACGCUAAUUGAUUGUAGGGAUCAAGUUGAGAUCAAUUUUGCUCGUAAGAUGUUUCAUUCUUCCUGCCGGUAAUGCGUAAAAGACACUGAUUUUGAUUGACAAAUUUUACCCCACCGCAAGAACUCUGGCUUAAGCGCAUCGCUCACGGUAAGGUGUAUGGUCGAUCCAGACUAUCCUUGAUACUCUUUCACUAAGUUUUGACGUUUGACACCCCCAAAAAUAACUUUUGAUGCAAUGGCCUAAAUAUGUUCCAAACCAGACUAUAAAUGACGGUGUUUCUUCAGUCUUUCACUGUUACAUAUUAUAACCUUUAGUUGCUUAAAGCAAGAGAGAGCUUCACAUUAUAUAAGAUGAAUUCCCUUUUCAGAGUUUCUUAUUGGCUGUUCGGGGCAAUACUGUUGGUGAUUCUAAUCUCAGCUUCAGCGCGUACAUGUAAGUAAGAUUUCCUUCUUACACCAUUGUGAUGACAAGUUAAAUUACCACUCGUUCAAUUUUCUCUGUGUCAAUUUCAUCCAUUACAGGCUGCGUAGACAAAUCAUACAUGUGCGAGGUUGCGCACUAACACUAAGGCUAAAUCAAAGUUUACUCAAAGACAGUCGUCACAGAGAGGCAUAGGAUGUGGUCGACGAAAGUCAGAUUCCUUUCUCAUCUACGAUCCUCGGCUUUUUUAUUUCCAUUCUGCUCAUUUACGUGCAACUUUGUUGACGAAACUUUCGUAUUUUUCUUCAACAGUUAAAAAUUGUGCUGAGCUGCACAGAUCUGGUCAGAGAAUCAGUGGUAUUUAUACAAUCAAAACUGACAACUCAGAAGCCUUUGAUGUAUAUUGUGAUCAGACAACAGACGGUGGAGGCUGGACGGUGUUCCAGAGAAGACUAAAUGGUUCCGUCGAUUUUAACCGCAGUUGGUCUCACUACAAACAUGGUUUUGGAAGUUUCCUCGCUGGUGAAUUUUGGCUUGGACUGGAUAAGGUCCACCGGCUGACUCAAGAGAAGAAAAACAACACGCUUAGAGUGGAUCUCGGGGGUGAUUCUAAAGAAAUCGUUUACGCUGAAUAUGAAUGGUUUGGAAUUGCGAACGAAGCGGAUAAGUACCAGCUGAACAUUGGCAAUUUGGCAAGUAAGUCAAUAAAUACAGUAAAUGGUUUGAACCCGGAGGUAACAUGUAAUAGUGUAGUUUGAUCGUCCGGGUCACUGUAGUCCUGAGAAGGCCUGUUGUCGGUAGUGGUGACUGAGGUUUCGACAACCUGAGCGGAAGUCAUCAUCAGAGUCAAGUGAAAGGUUGUUGUCAGUCGAAUAUACUUACACAAACACACAAACACACAAACCGGACUAAGUACAUUCGACUGACAACAACCUUUCACUUGACUCUGAUGAUGACUUCCGCUCAGGUUGUCGAAACGUCAGUCACCACUACCGACAACAGUCCUUCUCAGGACUACACUCACCUGGAAGAUCAAACCACACUAUUAUAAGUCAAUAAAAGCAAUAAUUAAUGACAGGUAGCUUCGUUGCGUCACAAUUAAUGAAGCAGUGAAGCAAAAGCAUACAAUUUUCUGGAGGAAAAGAAAAAUAAAAUGAUUGUAGCACCUUUCAGUUUUCCCGGUCUUGAAAUCAAAGCCAGAGGAUAGAGAAGAUGAAUUUGGUCCAUCGAGUAUCAACAAAACGACUACGAGAGCUCAGUUAUAGCCAUCGCUAUUAUCGAACUUAGCUUCAUAUGAACUUUUUAACAAUACAUCACCUCGAUUAUUUUUUCUUGUAAACGUUUUCAUCUAGACUAAGUACUUUGUGAGCAUAUUACCGCAUGGAUAUGUGCUGUUACAUUAAUGAAUAGAUUUCGUGUAGUAUGUCCUUUAACGAGUCCCUGACUCAGCAAAGGAUCUGAAAAUCUGAUCUCUAAUGCAAGUAUUAAAGCUCAAUGUAGCAGUGCUCAGAUUCACGUUUUUCUUUUCCUUCCUUACUCAUCUUCUCGAGAUUAAAAAAAUCUUUUUUUCCCAUUCUAUUUUCAUCGUGACAAAAAUUGAGCUGAAGUUUCAAAGAAGUUAUGAGUGGAUAUUAAUUUUUUAACAGAAGCGACUGUCCAUGAUUCUCUCAGUGUUCAUAAUGGCGCAAAUUUUAGCACUUGGAAUCAAAAGCAUAUCAACUGUCCCGGAAAAGUAAGAGAAAGCUGGUGGUUCCCGGAAGGCUGUAAAAUUUGUUCAAAUCUAAACGGAAUUUAUGGAUGGAAAGAAGACGCAAUUUAUGGAGGCAAAGAAGGCGCAAAGAUUCAUUGGGGAAAAUUUGAUCUUACAGAUCCAGCUCGCGCUCCCAUAACAUCAGAGAUGAAAAUCAGACCUGCAAACUUCAAACGGCGAUAAGAGAGGCGGACGAAACGAGGAACAAAGGUGGCAUGCAACUUUAGAAUAUAAGUCGACUUACAUACUCGUAAAUGAUGUUCCUGGCGUAAAUGAUGUUCACGGCGCCAGAAGAAGAAGGUGAUUCGGAGUAAGGGUGGGGGUGGGGAAGCGCUGAAAACAAGAGUAAUGA